AUCUUUCAGGAAGUAAAACAAACUGAAUUAUAAUUAUUAUUUAUUUAUUUUUAUUAUUUUUAACCGGUGGAGGCGGCGUGAUCACGGAGAAUGAGACUGAGAGAAGCUGCCAGGGCUUGGAGGAGGAUAAAGCUGAGUUUAGGCUGGAAACUAAAAGACUAGAUUGUUUUUUGGUUCAACUUGCCCGGUUUCUCUCCACUUCCUUUAGUUUCGCUCCAUGGACAGAUCAACAAACCUGGACAUUGAGGAGCUAAAGAUGACACGAGAACAAUAUAUACUAGCAACACAACAGAACAACCUGCCAAGAGCUGAGAAUGCACAACUUUACCCAGUGGGGAUUUAUGGAUGGCGAAAGAGGUGCUUAUACUUCUUUGUCCUUCUGCUGUUGGUUACCAUGAUAGUUAACUUAGCCAUGACAAUAUGGAUAUUGAAAGUGAUGAAUUUCACUGUGGAUGGUAUGGGAAAUCUGAGAGUCACCAAGAAGGGAAUCCGACUUGAAGGUAUAUCUGAGUUUCUACUUCCAUUGUAUGUGAAAGAAAUUCAUUCCCGAAAGGAUAGUCCACUGGUCUUACAGUCUGACAGGAAUGUAACAGUGAAUGCAAGAAAUCACAUGGGGCAGUUAACUGGACAGCUGACAGUAGGAGCUGAUGCUGUGGAAGCUCAGUGUAAAAGAUUUGAAGUGAGAGCGAGUGAAGAUGGCAGGGUGCUGUUCUCUGCAGAUGAAGAUGAGAUUACCAUUGGGGCUGAAAAGCUGAAAGUUACAGGCACUGAAGGAGCAGUAUUCGGGCACUCUGUUGAAACACCUCACAUCAGAGCAGAACCUUCCCAAGACCUCAGGCUUGAAUCACCCACCAGGUCCUUGAUAAUGGAAGCUCCACGAGGGGUCCAGGUGAGUGCUGCUGCAGGAGACUUCAAGGCCACCUGCAGGAAGGAGCUCCAUUUGCAGUCUACAGAAGGGGAGAUAUUUUUGAAUGCAGAUCAAAUCCGGCUGGGGAAUCUACCGACCGGCUCUUUCUCAUCGUCUUCACCCAGCCCCUCAAAUUCCCGGCAGACAGUGUACGAACUGUGUGUCUGCCCCAAUGGCAAACUUUACCUUUCUCCAGCAGGACUAGGUUCCACUUGUCAGUCCAGUAGCAACAUCUGCUUGUGGAGCUGAAAUGACUGAU
Messenger RNA from Ailuropoda melanoleuca (giant panda), 1166 nucleotides. It is a transcript of the gene SGCZ, whose product is annotated as sarcoglycan zeta. The transcript has 8 exons. Gene Ontology annotation, cellular component: sarcolemma; sarcoglycan complex. Gene Ontology annotation, biological process: heart contraction; cardiac muscle tissue development. Bases 218 to 1156 code for a protein of 312 amino acids. The record is from RefSeq and is a predicted model, not a curated record. Lineage: Eukaryota; Metazoa; Chordata; Mammalia; Carnivora; Ursidae.